Lichtheimia ornata is the source of this 1434-nucleotide messenger RNA. RefSeq lists its product as uncharacterized. The transcript is spliced from 4 exons. Gene Ontology annotation, cellular component: Dbf4-dependent protein kinase complex; nucleus. The record is from RefSeq and is a predicted model, not a curated record. Gene Ontology annotation, molecular function: zinc ion binding; protein serine/threonine kinase activator activity; nucleic acid binding. Gene Ontology annotation, biological process: regulation of cell cycle phase transition; positive regulation of nuclear cell cycle DNA replication. Lineage: Eukaryota; Fungi; Mucoromycota; Mucoromycetes; Mucorales; Lichtheimiaceae. Bases 1 to 1434 code for a protein of 477 amino acids.
AUGGAGCAGCCUCGUAACCCCAACAAUCGUCCCAUUGGUGGUUCCAAAGAAGCUGUUCCAUUGCAACAAUCCGAGGGAUAUCGAAAGGCGCUUCGUCAACAGCUGGCUGCAUGCAAGUUCUAUCUCGAUGGAGUGGAUGCUCACAAUGAAAAGCAAAUACGAAAUCGCUUCCAGUUAUUAGGCUUGCAAUCAGUGGAGCCUUUCUUUUCCAAAAAAUGCACGCAUGUGGUGACCACCACGCCAUUCAAUGACAAGAAGCUUGGAGAGAAGCAACCAACAUCGAAUCCAAUCAUUGAUAAUGCUGUCAAAUGGAAUAUCAAAGUCUGGAGUCUUGAUAAGUUACAGCGUCAUCUUCAAAUGAUGAUGGAAGGCAAUGGCGGUGGACAUCGUGCAGCAGGAAGGGGAAAGAUUGAUAAGCUUAUGGCGUUGGAAAAGGCCUAUGGUGUUGGUACGAGUCAUGGUGAACGGCAUCAUCCUGUCUUUAUUCCUUUUACCGAAUACUACUUGUCAGUCGAGGACGCAACUCAAAUCCAUCGCCCAGUAACACAAAAGCAAUGGAAGAAGAAUGAAGCGGGAUGGCCUUUUUUGAAGAAAACACCAGCACCCAAAUCACCUUUUGCUCGUAUUCCUGUAAGACCACCACAACCACAACCACCAGCAUCACCAUCAGCAGAGCAAAAACCUGGCACGGAUAAUAAGCAACAAGCAGCAGAUGUUCAAUUACCAUUUGGAAAACAAUUAGCUGUCAAGGAUAGCAACGCCAAUCCAGCAUCGCCGGUACCUUCUGAUAUGCUAAAGCCAUCUGGUAUUCGACCCACCUCGACUACGACAACACGAACCAAUACAACAGCUAUACACACAACCACCACAACAGCCAAUACAACAUCUCGACUCACCUCCAAAGCAUACAAUGAUAAACGACAAGCCCAUGAUGACAAUGUCGCAAAGUUGGAUCGACGUAUGGUGGAUAACAAUACCGUCAGAACAGCAGCCGUAACAAAAGCAGCCAACAAUGUUGCACAAAAGAUGAAUGAUGCAGAUGCCAUGCGUGCCAAGAACAACAUGAAGAAAAAGAUGGAACAAGAGUUGAAUUAUUGUGAGAAUUGCAACAAGCGAUUUAGCAAUCUUAACGAGCACAUACAAGAAAAAGGGCAUUUGGCUUUUAUCAAGGAUCAAAACAACUUUAAACAACUGGAUGCACUGCUUGCCACGGUUCGACGACAAUACAAGCAACCAUUACCGAGCCAUAUGAAACCCGACAUUGAUACCAAUAUCGAUGGAGAUGAUGUUCAAUUCGAAUUGGAUGGGGCUGGCACCAAACGAGCGAUCCAUUACAUGGAUGUCGAUGAAGGAGAACCUCCACUUGCCAAACGCUCAGCUACUACUUCUGCUGCUGCUGCUGCUGCUGCUUCAUACCCUCCUCUUUCCCAGUAG